Molecule: messenger RNA, 1575 nt
Organism: Aspergillus oryzae RIB40
Lineage: Eukaryota; Fungi; Ascomycota; Eurotiomycetes; Eurotiales; Aspergillaceae
Product: putative Chromo domain protein Chp1p
Exons: 4
Coding region: 1-1575 (524 amino acids)
Source: RefSeq, a predicted model, not a curated record
AUGAUAGGUCCUCGUGACAUCUUUCUUCACACCGCCGUCAGAAGUGCUUUAGGGCCCGUUGAGCGACUGACCUUUGGUAUUCUACAGGGACAACGUGGUCAUCUGACAGAAAAAACUACUGGGACAGUGAAUUAUUCACAGAAUAACACUGCUUUCGCAGAUAAGCAGGCUCCUGAGGCACAAAGAGAGCUGCUCUUCCUGAACCAAGAAAGUGGCCCUUUGAUUAUCGAGGCUUCAACCGCACGCAUAGGCUUGGAAUCGAGGCCACACACAAAUACAGCUACAUCACUGAUGAACCGUCGCACGUCUAGUGAUUCAAUACAAACUCUGCAGAGGAGGUCAUCUGGAAUCGACCACAUGGAUAUGGACCAGGAUUCUAAAGACCCCACGGCGGCUGUUAACAGUGACCAAAGGCAGCCACAACUGGGCAUGCGACUUCCGUUUGACUUGGACUAUGAAUUUGAGAAGAGAUUCGGGGUGACAUUCCAGACGCUGGCAACUAUAGCAGAGAAACGUUUAGCAGGGUCUUUCUAUGUACUGUUUCCACAGGGAUCAGGCGGCAUUGAAGAAGAAUGUCAGGCGGUUGUUGAAUUUCUCAAAGCCCACCAUAGUGAGAAAAACAAGGCUAUUGUAUACUCUAACCGCACUCCUGAAGAUUGGGAAAAGUUCACUCAAGCGAAGAAUGGGGUCGUUUUGAUUCAUGAAAGCUCUCUGGAUUUCUACAAGUUGCAGGGCCUUAAUAACUUAUGUCGCCAGUCAACAUUCAACUUCUGGUCUUUCAUUUUAAACAAAGAAUUAGGUGACAACCGACCGUAUUUCCAGCGCAUGUUCCAAACGGGUGGAGUUAUCUUGAUUACCGCAGACUACAUGCUAAGCGAUCCAAGAGGUACAGUCGUUGUGCUAUCUUGGUUCGAAGAUUAUGCGAAGAGCAGGUAUCCUGGGACAUGGAAAUUAAUGCUCCGCCCGGAUGUAUUGAAUUGGCUGCAAAAGCAGAUUGAGGUCGCCGGGAACUCCAGUUAUCUAUGGCUCGCAAUGUACCAUCUCAUUAUGCAGAUUACCUUCAUCGGAGAUACGAAGUCCCGGGACAUCCUCACUGGUGCAGAAGCCGGCUAUACACCAAAUACGGUCAUCUCUCCCUCAAAACUCCCAGGGUACGGUUUUCGUACAGACGACGAGAUUCCAGAUAUCCCCAAAGAUAGAACCCUGACCCAAGAACAACGAAACGCUGAUCACCUCGUUGAGUUCUACGCUGGCUGGGCCCUGAUCAACUGUUACCAGUUCCGAAAGUUCUAUGUGCUCACAGCCUCCGCACUUCCGCGAUGGGACGAAUGGCACCAUCUGCAAAUUCGCGUGGGCUCCACAGCUUUCAUGAAAUAUUUCGAAAUCAACUAUAGGUGGUAUUGGGAAAAACUUAAGCAUUCUGCGGCGAGAUCGAAUUACCACUCAGAGAGGAGUUCUCAGACCCCAUUUACACCCCAAACUCCUAAGGCCGGCUCGAGCGAGUCAGCUACUUCUCGCCCGACGCCGUCCUAUAUCCCUCCCCUUUCGCACCACUAUCCCCAACCAUAUCAGUGA